This is a messenger RNA of Huiozyma naganishii CBS 8797, 1683 nucleotides long. RefSeq names its product Mif2p (gene MIF2). Gene Ontology annotation, biological process: kinetochore assembly; spindle attachment to meiosis I kinetochore; attachment of mitotic spindle microtubules to kinetochore. Gene Ontology annotation, cellular component: kinetochore. Gene Ontology annotation, molecular function: centromeric DNA binding. NCBI's taxonomy places the organism in Eukaryota, Fungi, Ascomycota, Saccharomycetes, Saccharomycetales, Saccharomycetaceae. The transcript has a single exon. The record is from RefSeq and is a predicted model, not a curated record. Bases 1 to 1683 code for a protein of 560 amino acids.
AUGGAUUAUAUGAACCUUGGUGUGCGGUCCAGAAAGACCGGGAUCCGUGCGAAAGACGGAAUUGCCAGGGAUGAGUACAGCAUGGAAAACGUCGAUGAGUUCUUCCAUGACGAGGACGAGGAGAACGACCGUGCCGUUGACAAGCGCGCGUUCACCGGCCCCGCGACGGGGCUGCUCCCGUUGUCCCCUUCUGUUGCGAACGUGCUGUCUUCCCCACACAUCUUCUCACCGGCAGGGAAGAGGUCGUCCACAACAAGACUGUUGAACUCAGGACCCUCCGCGGUUUACAGCAGCAGUAGGGGCCCCAAUGCACGAGAGUUGGACGAGUUUUCCACGCCUAUGCAAUUGGACGGUACUGAGAUACAGGACACGCAGCAGUACGACGUCCAAUCGGCAAGAUCGAGCAUUUCAUCGGAUCGGUACAAGACAUCAUAUGAACUCGAAAGCAGGCAUUCAAAGGCCACAUUGUCUCCGAUCAGGGAACACGACGUCGACAACGAUAAUGAGUACUACGUCACGUCGUACAUGGAGGACGACGCGCCGGAGCUGGCGCAAGACGCGGCAGAUCUGACGUUGGACAACACUACAAUAAACACCUCAGAUCAGGGCAUCCCAGAAGUGGCCGCCUCUGACACAGAAUCCAGCGCUGCUGAAUCGAGUGAUGAGGAUGGCAGUUUCCUCGGCAGCAAUGGGGAGAGGGUCGAUCGUGACUUCCACCCGCAUGAUGAUGAAAUGGGUGAGAAUGACUCGGACGAUAGUUCGUACAUGCCGUCUUCAGAUGACGAAGGUUCCCACAGUACGCGAAACACCAGAAAAUCGGACAGGGUGAAAGUACCACCCCUAGAUUAUUGGAGGAAUGAAAAGAUCGUUUACAAAAGGAGGGCCCGCGAGCCCGUGCUCGAUAUCUCGAAAGUAAUAACGUACGAAGAUGGAGACGACAACCCAAAGAACAAGACACAAAAGAGGACUAAUCAAGGCAACAAAGCGACGGAUGACACGUCACCACGCGACCAGAAACUUUUCCCAUCGCUCGGUAACGAGUUAGACGGGAUUACAAGGAAAAGACCCGUAGGGAGACCACGUAAAACCCCGUUGAUACCACCACCGAACGGUGCCCCGUUGAGCAGACUGUCAGCAAAUACAACGACAAGAGGCGGGUGGUUGAAGGAUGGUGUCCUUCGGGGCACAAUCGCGGGAUCCAAAAACGAGAAAAUCGAUGACGUCAUUGCGUACGCGCCAAACGUCUUCCAAUUGGAAAGGGCGAAGCAGACCGUAUCCGAAAGCUACUCUCUCGCAAUCACUUUCGAUAAACAUAAGGAUCAUUUCGCCAGCGGCAUGCUAAAACUGCCCCCGGCGGGUAAGAGAACCCUCACGGAAUCUCAUAACGCAUUCAUCACAUUUUACCUCAUAAAGGGGGUGGUCGAAGUCACUCUCGGGCCCAAUAGAUUCGUCACAACUCCAGGCUGUACAUUCCAAGUACCGUCCUUCAACAAGUACGCAUUUGCAAAUAAAGGCUCGGUCGAAGCGCAACUUUUCUUCGUUCAAGUUAGCGUACCUGAGACUUUCGAUUCGCAAAGGGAUGACAGGUUGGAAAUGAGUAAAAUCAGCUCCCACACAGGCUCCUCGAAUACUUCAAGUAAUUCGUCCACCGACUUAAGCUCGCGACCAUUGCGAGGAAAUUGA